AUGGCUACGCGUACCAGGCUGCCUCGUCAGGCCGCACAGUCGACCAACUACACCUUUGACGAGUCCGACGGGUCCGCGGACGCCGCCGGAUCAGCUUCGAGCGAUGAGGAGGAGUACGGGAGGAAGAGGGCGAAGACGAGCAAGGGCAAGGGCAAGCCGCGCAAGAGGAUCAAGGGCAACGACAGCGACGAGGAAGACGAGGACGACUUUGCGCCGCGUUCGGGCGGGCUGGUCGUGCAGCUGGACAACGAAGAACAGCCCGAGCUCGUCGAGUACGAGGUCAAGCGUGUCGACUUCGGCAAACUGCUCCCGCUCGAGACGCUUCGCGAGAUCUUCGGCUACCUCCACCCGUCGACGCUGUACCAGCUGUCGAGUUUGAGCAAGACCUGGCGCACUAUCGUCAAGUCAGACUUCAUGAAGCCGCUCUGGCUCGACCUCCUGCGCGGACCGCCGACACCGAAGACCGAGUUCCAGGACAUGAAGCGUGUCGUUGUCGGCUACGAUGACCCCGAGCCGAUCCCCUCUCUCAACGGCGACGAAGUCGAACCUUUCCGCCUUGCGACCCUCCUCUUCGACAAGACUUGCGAGAACUGCGAACGCGGCAAGGUCUACACUUGCGACCGCUACCUCUUCCGCCGCCUGUGCUACGAGUGCCGCGACCUCAACCUCGUCCCAACGACGGAUGUCGGCAAGGGCAAGACGUACCGCGACUUGCAUCCUGCAACGCUCCAAGUCGUCGCGAGUACGCCACUCCCGCCGCGCGACCUUCGGUACGGCCGCAACCAGCGUUCCUGGGUCCUCAUCAGUGACCUCCGCGACGCUUCCGAGACGCUCGAGCAGCUUCAGCUCGAAGACGACGCCGACUCGUCGAACAAGUAUGCCGAGACGUCACUCAGCGCCAAGUCAGUUCAGAAGACGCUCGGAAGGGCGAAACGGCUCAAGAAGAGCUGGUCGACUUCGAGGGCUGAGCGUGGGAAGGCGCUGGAGGCCGAAUUGACGCAGAAGUACUCGCCGAGGGUCAAGGAGUACGUUCUCGAUAGGCUCGCCUCGAAGGAGGAGCACGCCAAGCUCGCCACCUGGAUUUGGAAGCGCUGGUCGUCCUUGAUCGACUUACAAGACGUGGUCAAGACCGAAGCCACUGCAUUUGACACCCGUGUGCAGAGCUACCGCCUCGCCGCCAUCCGCAAGCACCUGAGCGACGAAGGCAUCUUCCCUCCCUCGACCCUCAAACACUCUUCCUGGUCCUCACACCCGCUCGUCAAGAGGACUGAGCCGCUCACCGGCGAGAUCUGGAAGGCCAUCAGGCCCGUCCUCUACCGCGUCAUCGCCCGCUACGUCGCCCUCAACAUCAUCGCUCGCUGCGGUAGCCGCAAGAGGACGAAGAAGGACGACGACGAAUCGGACGUUGAGGCGGCGCUCAAGCGUGACCUUCUCAAGAAACCGAAGAGCGUCUCUGCUGACGGCUGGAAGUGGGUCCGCCCCCUCCUCGCCGAACUCCUCAAGCACGCCAAGCAGCCGGAGAAGCCCGCCGCCCCGCUGCAACAGGGACCCGUCCUCACGAAGGAGCAGCGCGAAGUCAAGAACGCCUUCUUCCGCGAGCGCUACGAAAAGGCGCUUGACAUGCUCCCGUCGCAGAAGGGCCGCUUCUACGCGCCUCGCUUCGGCGAGUUCCUCGUCUGCCCCACGGUGCAGCAGCUCUACGACGACGCCGAGUUCGCGGUCGAUAACUCGACCUACGACGACGACCUCGCGACGUGGGCCGAGCACCUCGACGCCAUUUUCGAGGAGAUGGGAGACCAUGUUCUCGAGGUCCGUCUCUCGGCGCUCACGGCUAUCCUCGCCGCUACGACCGAGAUGAGCGCCGACGACAUGGAGGAUCUCGGCGCAGACGCUCUCGCCGACCCGGCUUACAACGACAGCUUCUUCACUCGCGCAUCGUCCUGGGUCAACUGCGCUGACUGCGACAAGUUUGGCUCGCUCAUCGAGAUCCUCAAACACCGCCACGAAUGUCACCCCUUGUCGUCGCCACACGCCGGCAGCGUCAAGCUCACGGCUGACGCCCCUCGUCCUCAAGUCGAACUCUCGCUCGAGGUCGCGUGCGCCUGGUCUGCCGUCCUUGAGCUCGCCAAAAUCGAUGCCGACAAGCCGAACUUCAAGGCGAAGGACCUCACCAAGGCGCUCGGGAAGCAGGACUUGGCUUGGGAGAACGGGCCGAGGGGCACGAAGCAUCGCCAGACGUGGUCGAACCUGAUUGAGGCGGUCUGCAGGCAUGCGCGCACGGCGCACAGGCGGCAAGAUGUCCUCGCCGUCCCGGUCAUCGUCCUCAGGAAGCCGUACAAGCCGCGCAGGGGCAGAGGAUGGUUGUGGUAG
Molecule: messenger RNA, 2370 nt
Organism: Rhodotorula toruloides NP11
Lineage: Eukaryota; Fungi; Basidiomycota; Microbotryomycetes; Sporidiobolales; Sporidiobolaceae
Product: F-box domain, cyclin-like domain containing protein
Exons: 11
Coding region: 1-2370 (789 amino acids)
Molecular function (GO): protein binding
Source: RefSeq, a predicted model, not a curated record